This is a messenger RNA of Sus scrofa (pig), 8035 nucleotides long. NCBI's taxonomy places the organism in Eukaryota, Metazoa, Chordata, Mammalia, Artiodactyla, Suidae. The record is from RefSeq and is a predicted model, not a curated record.
UUUUUUUUUUUUUUUUUAAAUCCUGGCUUGAUUAUUUAGUUUUUACUUUUUCUGAUGGCUCAGUUAUAAAUGCUUUUUUGCCUUUCUUCUACCCCAAAAAACAAGGGCUAAAUGAUGCCAUCCUUGAUAUGGUGGCUUUGCAAAGGACUGCAAUACACAGACAAGCCCCACUGACUAUUGGUACAUUAGGGCCUGCAAAUCUUGCUUUCAGCCUGUGAAACUAGCACUGUCAUCUGUUGGAUGCUCCUCCACUUCCUGACCCAGACCUGGGUGGAGCCAAGCCUUUUAGUAGAGCUCUUAUUUCAUAAGUGGUUAUAAUUAAUGUUUCUUGGUUAAUGACCUCUUUGCCUAAAUAAAGGUCGCAGUCAUUGAUGAUGUGUUCAGUCUACAGGUAUUUCCUCGUGAGACAGGCUUUUUCUGCCUUUAUUUAUCCUCUUUGUACUGGAAGUAAAAAAGUAUAUUUGCUUUGGGUAUUUGGUCAGGAAAGAAGUGCACGUUUUUGAUCAGUCUUAUGUAUAGCUGUAUAUAAUUUAUAUGGUUUUUUAAGUUUUAUAUGUUUUUUUUGUUUUGUUUUUUUGUUUGUUUUUUUGUCUUUUUGUUGUUGUUGUUGUUGCUAUUUCUUGGGCUGCACCCACGGCAUAUGGAGGUUCCCAGGCUAGGGGUUGAAUCGGAGCUGUAGCCACUGGCCUACGCCAGAGCCACAGCAACGCGGGAUCCGAGCCGCGUCUGCAACCUACACCACAGCUCACGGCAACACCGCUGAGCAAGGACAGGGAUCGAACCCUCAACCUCAUGGUUCCUAGUCGGAUUUGUUAACCACUGCGCCACAGCGGGAACUCCCAAGUUUUAUAUGGUUUUUAAGUUAUCUGUACAGAUCUCAGAUUUUGAUUUCAGCCAUCUGACCCCUGCUUUCUGAGGAAAGCAUAUGAGUGGGAAUUUGGCCAGGAUUAGUGAAACUUUAAUCUUUUGGCCUUAAUCAGGGUAUAAUUUGCAAAGGUUGGUAGGAAGAAAUAUGGCUGAAUCAUUCAACAGUGAAUUUAAAUCAUUCUCAAAAAUUGAUGAUUUUAGCCUUGUUCAUCAGAUGGCAUAUGCUUAACCAAAGGCUGCUUAAUAACUUCAGUUGUUAAUGAAACACUUGCAGGAGUUCCCAUCAUGGCUCAGUGGUUAACGAACCCUACUAGGAUCCAUGAGGACUCAGGUUCGAUCCCUGGCUUCCCUCAGUGGGUUAGAGGUCCGGCGUUGCCAUGAGCUGUGAUGUAGGUCGCAGAUGUGACUCAGAUCCUGCGUUGCCAUGGCGGUAGCGUAGGCUGGCAGCUAGAGCUCCGAUUUGACCCCUAGCCUGGAAACCUCUAUAUGCCAUGGGUACGCCCUAAAAAGAUAAAAGAUAAAAAAUAAUAAUAAGAUACUUGCAAAUGUUAACUCUUAUUAACAGGUUUGAGCUUUCUCCCAAAUCUUUCAGAAUUUAGAAAGUUGUUUUUCUCUUUCCAUACAGUGUGUUGGAUUUUGAUUAGUGAAAACCAGGGGCCACAGCUAUUUUAAGCUUUCAAAAUAGUUUUAUUUCCUGACAAAUUCCUAUUCUUCCUACUAGUUCCAAUUUACAAGUAUAAUUAUUUUGCAUAAAAUGUCCGAUCUUCCUUCUUUCUUCUUCUUCCAGGUCCCACUGUCCAGUGAGACUACCAGAACUUUUGAUUGCAAGUAACAUGAACCAAAGCAUAAGCAAAAAAGAUCUUGUGAUGUUGAUGAAAAGUUUUGGGGCAGGAUGGAUAGACGGGGCUGUCUCUCAAGCACAGCUGGAUUGAGUCAGCAGGAGUGUUUCCCUUUCUGUGCUUUUCUCCAUGUUUCUCCUGGUCCUGACUCUGCUUUUCAUUAUCACUAUCAGCUCUCUUUGGGGCACAUGUCCAAGUCUGUACUAAUUAAUGUCUAUAGCGAUAGGAUGCGCUAAUUGAUUAACCCGAGUCACAUCCACUCUGCUUUAAUGGAGGAAGGGUCUCCUAACAGACAGCACAUGAAUUAUGGCAGGAGUGGUUCCAAGAAGAGGUUGGGCAGGAGAAACAAGCAGCUUCUUUACUCCAGUGACCCAGUAUCUAUUGUGCACCCCAGAAGCGAUGGACUGUUGAAGGGCCAGAGCCGUGUCCUGUCCAGCUUUCUAUCAGCCAAAGGGUACAUACUCCAGAAUGAUUGAUGAACAGAUGAGUGAUUGUUUUGUUCUAUUAAAUUGGAUGUUUUUCCCUUUUUUAUGCCAUGAGCUGAGAAGUUUAUGGUUUGACCGAGUGGGGCUGCCCUUGCUGUUGGGAUAAUGGUGCUGACAUGGUGAAAAUGGCCCUCUUGAUAGCCUUGAGACUUGAGAGACAAAUCUGGAGAAAAAAAACUAUGUUCCAACUUCCUGUCAACAAUCUUGGCAGUUUAAGAAAAGCCCGGAAAACUGUGAAAAAAAUACUUAGUGACAUUGGGUUGGAAUACUGUAAAGAACACAUAGAAGACUUUAAACAGUUCGAACCUAAUGACUUUUAUUUGAAAAACACUACAUGGGAGGAUGUAGGACUGUGGGACCCUUCACUUACAAAAAACCAGGACUAUCGGACAAAACCUUUUUGCUGCAGCGCUUGCCCAUUUUCUUCAAAAUUUUUCUCUGCCUACAAAAGUCAUUUCCGGAAUGUCCAUAGUGAAGACUUUGAAAAUAGGAUUCUCCUUAAUUGCCCCUACUGUACCUUCAAUGCAGACAAAAAGACUUUGGAAACACACAUUAAAAUAUUUCAUGCUCCAAACGCCAGCGCACCAAGUAGCAGCCUCAGCACUUUCAAAGAUAAAAGCAAAAACGAUGGCCUUAAACCUAAGCAGGCUGACAGUGUAGAGCAAGCUGUUUAUUACUGUAAGAAGUGCACUUACCGAGAUCCUCUUUAUGAAAUAGUUAGGAAGCACAUUUACAGGGAACAUUUUCAGCAUGUGGCAGCACCUUACAUAGCAAAGGCAGGUGAAAAAUCACUCAAUGGUGCAGUCCCCUUAGGCUCAAACGCCCGGGAAGAAAGUAGUAUUCACUGCAAGCGAUGCCUUUUCAUGCCAAAGUCCUACGAAGCUUUGGUACAGCAUGUCAUUGAAGACCAUGAACGCAUAGGCUAUCAGGUCACUGCCAUGAUUGGGCACACAAAUGUGGUGGUCCCCCGAUCCAAACCUUUGAUGCUGAUUGCUCCCAAACCUCAAGAGAAGAAGGGCCUGGGACUCCAAUCAAGAAUUGGUUCCCUCGCUUCUGGAAACGUCCGAUCUUUGCCAUCCCAGCAGAUGGUGAAUAGACUCUCAAUACCAAAGCCUAACUUAAAUUCCACAGGAGUCAACAUGAUGUCCAAUGUUCAUCUCCAGCAGAACAACUAUGGAGUCAAAUCAGUGGGCCAGGGCUAUGGCGUUGGUCAGUCAAUGAGACUGGGUCUGGGUGGCAAUGCACCCGUUUCCAUCCCUCAGCAGUCUCAGUCAGUGAAGCAGUUACUUCCAAGUGGAAAUGGAAGAUCUUAUGGGCUUGGGUCAGAGCAGAGGACCCAGGCACCAGCAAGAUACUCACUGCAGUCUGCAAACGCCUCUUCUCUCUCAUCAGGCCCCUUAAAGUCUCCUGCCCUCGCCCAGUCACAGGCAUCCAGAGUAUUAGGUCAGUCCAGUUCCAAACCUACCGCAGCUGCCACUGGCCCUCCCCCGCCCAAUACGUCCUCAACUCAGAAGUGGAAGAUAUGUACAAUCUGCAAUGAGCUUUUUCCUGAGAAUGUCUAUAGUGUGCACUUCGAGAAAGAACAUAAAGCUGAGAAAGUCCCAGCAGUAGCCAACUACAUUAUGAAAAUACACAAUUUCACUAGCAAAUGCCUCUAUUGCAAUCGCUAUUUGCCCACAGAUACUCUGCUCAACCAUAUGUUAAUUCAUGGUCUGUCUUGUCCAUAUUGCCGUUCAACUUUCAAUGACGUGGAAAAGAUGGCGGCACACAUGCGGAUGGUUCACAUUGACGAAGAGAUGGGACCCAAAACAGAUUCCACGCUGAGUUUUGAUUUGACAUUGCAGCAGGGUAGUCACACUAACAUCCAUCUCCUGGUAACCACAUACAACCUGAGAGAUGCCCCCGCCGAGUCUGUUGCUUACCAUGCCCAAAACAACCCUCCAGUCCCUCCAAAGCCACAGCCAAAAGUUCAGGAAAAGGCAGAUAUCCCUGUUAAAAGUUCACCUCAAGCUGCAGUGCCCUAUAAAAAAGAUGUCGGGAAAACCCUUUGCCCUCUUUGCUUUUCAAUCCUCAAAGGACCCAUAUCCGAUGCACUUGCACAUCACUUACGAGAAAGACACCAAGUGAUUCAGACCGUUCACCCGGUGGAGAAGAAGCUCACCUACAAAUGCAUCCACUGCCUUGGUGUGUAUACCAGCAACAUGACCGCCUCGACUAUCACUCUGCAUCUAGUCCACUGCAGGGGUGUUGGAAAGACCCAGAAUGGCCAAGACAAGACAAAUGCACCCUCUCGGCUCAACCAGUCACCAGGCCUGGCACCUGUGAAGCGCACUUAUGAGCAGAUGGAAUUUCCCUUGGUAAAAAAGCGAAAAUUAGAUGAUGAUAGCGAUUCACCCAGCUUCUUUGAGGAGAAGCCUGAGGAACCUGUUGUUUUAGCUUUAGACCCCAAGGGUCAUGAAGAUGAUUCCUAUGAAGCCAGGAAAAGCUUCCUAACAAAAUAUUUCAACAAACAGCCCUAUCCCACCAGGAGAGAAAUUGAGAAGCUGGCAGCCAGUUUGUGGUUGUGGAAGAGUGACAUUGCUUCCCAUUUUAGUAACAAGAGAAAGAAGUGUGUCCGAGACUGUGAGAAGUAUAAGCCUGGUGUGCUGCUGGGCUUCAACAUGAAAGAAUUAAACAAAGUUAAGCAUGAGAUGGAUUUUGAUGCUGAGUGGCUAUUUGAAAAUCAUGAUGAAAAGGAUUCCAGAGUCAAUGCUAGUAAAACUGCUGACAAAAAACUCAACCUUGGGAAGGAAGACGACAGUUCCUCAGACAGUUUUGAAAAUUUAGAAGAAGAAUCCAAUGAAAGUGACAGUCCUUUUGACCCUGUUUUUGAAGUUGAGCCUAAAAUCCCCAAUGAUAACCCAGAGGAACAUAUACCGAAGGUAAUUUCCGAGGAUGCUUUAGAAUCUGAGGAGAAGCUAGACCAAAAAGAGGAGGAUGGUUCAAAGUAUGAAACGAUUCAUUUGACUGAGGAACCAACCAAACUGAUGCAUGAUGCCUCUGACAGUGAGGUUGACCAAGACGAUGUUGUUGAGUGGAAAGACGGUGCUUCUCCAUCUGAGAGCGGCCCUGGUUCCCAGCAGGUGUCGGACUUUGAGGACAACACAUGUGAGAUGAAAACAGGAACCUGGUCUGAUGAGUCUUCCCAGAGUGAAGAUGCAAGGAGCAGUAAGCCAGCUGCCAAAAAAAAGGCUACCAUGCAAGGUGACAGAGAGCAGUUGAAAUGGAAGAAUAGUUCCUAUGGAAAAGUAGAAGGAUUUUGGUCCAAGGACCAGUCGCAGUGGAAGAAUGCAACUGAAAAUGAUGAGCGCUUAUCCAACCCACAGAUUGAGUGGCAGAAUAGCACAAUUGACAGUGAGGAUGGGGAGCAGUUUGACAACAUGACUGAUGGAGUAGCUGAGCCGAUGCAUGGGAGCUUAACCGGGGUUAAACUGAGCAGCCAACAGGCCUGAGUGCCAGGUUCUCUGGCAUGGGUGACAGAUGCUGCAGCCUGGAACUCCCUUCUCCUUUGAGUAUGACUGCAAAGCUAUGUUCUAACUGGUACUGCCUUUUGAGGGCUGGGUCAUCAGGCCGUGGGGACAUGUGGCCACUGCAGUCCCAAUGGUUAUUUCUGAGUCUCUGACACAUGAUUGGCUGAUCUUGCUUUAGAACGUCCUGUGACAGACACAGUAACUAAAUGUGAAAAACCAAUAAGCUGGUGGCUCACGAACGCACACGAGGAAAAGCAGAGGUUUAUUUUAUCUGCCUUCUCAACGUUUCUUUCCCUCUGUAAAGUGUUUGAUUGGAUGUCCUUAAGACGCGUUCUCCUGAUUCACAUGGUAGUGUAGGGCCAGCAUACAAGCUACCAGUCCCAUGUGUAUAGUAGACUUUGGGGAAGUCGAUUUUUUUUCCAUGUAUUCAUUCUGAAUAGUUGAAAUGUAUAUUUGUACAGUCUUUUAGCCCUAUUCAAGUGAUGCUUAUGAUACUGUUACUGUGUACCCAUCAUAGGUUUCUUUUUUAGUGUUACCCUUGCUGUGUAAUAAGCGCUGUAUCUAGUUGACCUAGCAAAAGCCUGAAACUACGCUAGUGUGGACUUCGGGACAGACCUUAGUUUUUGCACAUAACCUUGUACAAUCUCGCCACAGAGGCCAGCCACAUAAGAUAUAUAUCUGGACUCUCUUGUAUUAUAGAAUUUUUCUUGUUUCUGAAUAUCCUUGACAUUACAGCUGACAAAAACAAAAACUGGUAUUUCAGAGGUUUUCUGAAAUCUUUUAAGCUAAAAUCACAUGCAAGAAUUGACUUUGCAGCUACUAAUUUUGACACCUUUUAGAUCUGUAUGAAAGUGUGUUGUGUUGAAGCAGCCAACCAAUGAGGGCUGCAUUUUGGAUAUUUAGUUUUAUCUUUAGUUAAAACACCACCCUGGUGUAUUCAUUUAUACCAUCUAAUAUAUGACACACUGUUGUAGUAUGUAUAAUUUUGUGAUCUUUAUUUCCCUUUGUAUUCAUUUUAAGCAUCUAAAUAAAUUGCUGUAUUGUGCUUAAUGUAAAUAUUUGCUUUAUUACACAUUACAAUCCUGUGUGUCCAUUAUGUCUUGUGCCAGCAUGGAGAUGGAGGCCACAGCCACUGAGGAAACUUGUGGAAGACCAAGAUCUGCCCCUGGCAGAAAGAAUGCUUUCUCUCAAGGCACCUGUUACAAGUUCUUUGGUUUGGUUUUGUCUUUUUCCUUUUUAACUGCUAAAAUAAACAUCCUUGAGUGUUUUCAGUUCCCCUUUGUUAAAGAGCAGAGCCUGCUUAUCUGUGUAAAUGUCUCUGAUAAAAGGAUGUAAGCAUAAAUUAGCAUUAACUUGCAAGCAGAACCUUCUUGCCCUGGUGUUCGUUCUUCUAAAUGAAGUGAAUGUUAGUUUCCACCUUAUAAUGGGAACAAUUGUACUCAACAAGCAACCAUUCUGCUUUUGUUAUAACUUUGGACCAUCUUGCUAUUGAGGAAAAGGCUUUGGAGAGCACACACUCUGGAGGGCUGUCAAGAUGCAGGGAGCUGGUGUGGUGUGUGUGCUCUUCAUCGAGUCUCAAAAGCAACCCAUACUAAGGAACAAAGUUGUAAGGCAGCAUCAGGCCAACAUUUUUUGGCAAUUAUAACAAUCCAUGCAGAGGCUGAUCAGUCACCCUGUAGGGGCGUUGGCCUACAGAGUUAUGAAGUGGCUAGUGUCCAUAACUUCUGCGACUUUCCAGAAGAUUGAAGAUCUUGUUAAUGCUUUUGUUAGCCGAGAUUAGAGCUGUAACCACCACCCCACCAAAUGUUAAGUCUCACCUUGCAAAGCAAAUACAGGAGAAAGCACAGUAAUGAUAGGGUGUUUGGGGCUGGCAUGGAGCUAUCUUAAAUCCAUUGUACAUGUAGGUUAUAAAUUCUUCGGACACCAAGAUAACAUUUGGGACAGUAUGUCCCAAAUUAAGCUACAGUUGACCAAAUCAAAAAGCUGUCUUUGAGAAACUGUUUCUUUUACAUGAGGAUAGUAAUACCAGCUGAAUUGAAGCCGUCUCACAUUUGUUUUGAAAUUACUCUUCCUAAUUAACAGGUGAGAAGAAUUUAGCCUGGGUGGAGAAGUUAGUCCCACACGGAGUACUAAAGAGACGUGUGCAAAAUGGGGGGUGGGGAAAGGUAUUCCUGAUUGGAUAGUUGAGCGAAGAGAGUCUAUGUCCCUUGCUAAGGUGGUAGGAGUGGGCCCUGUUGGCAUGCAGAAGAGUUUAGCCACCUAGGAAUUGGGAAUGAAGAUUUCCAACUAGAAAUGUUGAAACCCUGAAAGUGUCUCAAUAAAAGCCAUUUUAAAA